Molecule: messenger RNA, 5507 nt
Organism: Paramuricea clavata
Lineage: Eukaryota; Metazoa; Cnidaria; Anthozoa; Malacalcyonacea; Plexauridae
Source: the annotation of a GenBank genome assembly
AGAUUAUUUUACUGACUCAGGUGUAAGUGAUCAAACGCCUGGGGGCUCGCGAUACAAGCCUGUUGGCUGUUACAACAUAAAGACAAAACCAUUUGGUCCAAUGUUGAAAAAACUCACCCUAAAUACCGACAAUAAAGCAGAGACUGUGUCCGAGUGUGGCCGUGCAGCCUGGGCACGAGCCAGACGUGUGUUCGCUGUGGGGAGUGGUGGUGAAUGUUAUAGUUCAAUGGACGCUCAUCGUGUGUUCCACAAGGACGGUCAGGCUGGGGAUUGUACUGAUGAUCUGAUUGGUGGAGCUGAGUCUGUUUAUGUCUUCGCUCUCACAGGUUGGUAAUAUAUUACCAAGGCCGCUGAGCAGUUGUGGGGUGCCGGGGGCAAAAUGCCCCCCGCCCUGUAUAUUACAUGUGAGAAUCUCGGCUAGCCGGCUCCUGCAGCCACCACGCCCUGUUCGUCUUCUGUCUUACGACGUGGCGACCCAUGUAUAAAUAUCCAGUGUACACAUAGUUUAGGUUUUCUCCUUUAGUAGUAACACUGGAUCAAUAAGAGAUGAUCCUUACUGGAGCUCUAGGAAAGAAUAGUUUAGAACUGAUAGAGCUAUCCAGCACAAACCAAAUUAGUUUAGUUUAGGUUUUUUCCUGUAGUAACACUGGAUCAAUAAGAGAUGAUCCUUACUGGAGCUCUAGGAAGAACAGUUUAGAACUGAUAGAGCUACCCAGUAUAAAUAAAGAUAGUUUAGUUUAGGUUUUCUCCUGUAGUAACACUGGAUCAAUAAGAGAUGAUCCUUACUGGACCUCUAGCAAGAACAGUUUAGAACUGAUAGAGCUAUCCAGUUUAAAUAAAGAUAGUUUAGUUUAGGUUUCCUCCUGUAGUAACAUUGGAUCAAUAAGAGAUAAUCCUUACUGAAUCUCUAGGAAGAACAAUUUAGAACUGAUGGAGCUAUCAGUAUAAAUAAAGUUUAGUUUGUAUGUUAAUUGUUUCACUUUAAACAUUUGCUCAGAUUCAUUCUGAUUUUCCAUUCUCAGGCAAAGUAUUAUUGUCCACUCCAACAUGUUACAGUGUCGAAGAUAAUGCAGUCUCGGAACAAAGUUCAAACUGUGAAUUGGCAAAACCUCCUCCGGAUAUUAAAGUCUGCUGUGAAGACGUGUGCAAAGGUUUGCAUUGUUUUAUAAUGCAUCUGGUUUUAUCAUGUAUCUUUCAGUUUUUAAGUACUAUUUACAACAUGAGCAGCUGUGCACAAACUCGAGCCGAAGGCGAGUGAAACGUGUUGAUGAGAACAUUCGUCUUCUUCAACUAAGCCAAAAAAAAAUAUGUGGGUUUCCUGUUUCCCGACCCUACCUAGCUUUUGGACGUCGAAAUCCCGACCCUAAACUUUUUUAUUGGAUCAUGGUUGUAAGUGUUUCCACUUAGAGGAAAAAGUUUGUGGAAAAUUGAAAUUUGAGGCAAUAUUAGGGAAAUUUAUCUAUGGUUGUGGAAGCACUGACUAAACAAAAUUGACGUCCGCUUGUUCGGAAAAUUAAAAAAAAAAUAAAAAAAAAAAAUUAAAACCGACCUACCCUACCUAAGUUUUUAUAAGAAGAAACCGGAAACCCACAUAUUUUUUUUUUUGCCCUAUUAAAAGAUUGAACGGUAGUUGGUGAGAAAAUUGUGCUUAAAGUUUAUGUAAAUCAGCAUGAUUUUGUAACAGAUGUACAAACUCCUUCACGCUCAUGAUUUCUUUUGUGUUUUCUUCAUGAAUUAUUAAUGAGUUUCACAAUUUGGCUUGUGAAAAAGUUCUAACAAAGUGUCAUUCUGCCGUAUAGAUAAUUGUUACAAGACAAAAGAUGGUGCAUAUUGCGUUAUACCAUUCAUUUACAGAGGAAAAACCCACUAUGAAUGCACUCGAAAAGAUGGUGGUCCGAUGUGGUGUGCCACCACCUCUAACUUUGAUCGGGACGAUCAGGGGGGAGAAUGUGAAGGUAAGAUUACGUCAUUAUUUUUAUUUUUUUGUAAAUCAGCAGCGGGCGGAAUCCUGGCGUUUUCUGCAAUCUGAUUGGCUGCAGCAGCGGGCGGAAUUUUACGAUAUUUGACCGCGGUCAGGAAUCCUAUACGUAAUGGUCGAAGCAAAGCAAAAAUUUUUUGUAUGUUUGUUUUAAAACGGAAAAAUAUGAAUAUGUAAUUUUGAAAUACUUUUAAUGAUGGAUAAAAUAAUUGUACUGUAUUUUAAUUGAAUUGUUUGUUUUCUAAAGUAAAAUAAUUAAAUAUCAAAAAUUUUUUAUUGUUUUGUUUUCUAUAUGCGCAAUCUAAUAAAACCGUUGCCAUUUACCUCUGAGUCUUCGACAAAAAAAAAUAAAUACGUUAUUUACCGUUUAGGUCGGUCCGGAUAGAAAAAUAUUUUGUCUCGGUCUCAAAAACGUCCCUCGGCCUCGGGCCGUUUUUGACACCUCGACAAAAUAUUUUUCUAUCCCGACCUCCCAGCCGCUAAAUAACAUAUAUAUGUAUAUAUAUAUAUAUAUAUAUAUAUAUAUAUAUAUAUAUAUAUAUAUAUAUAUAUAUAUAUAUAUAUAUAUAUAUUCUUGAUAUAUAUACUCAAUACUUUUUAAUAGAGCUAAAUAUAUUUAAUUAUUUAUAUAUAUAUACGAAUGUGGUUUGGUUCACAAAAUGCCAAAGAGUGCGCGAUAUCAUAUAGAUAGAGCAGAAAUAAUCGUCUUACCUCAAAAGGUUGCCACAACUGUCUGUUUCAUCCAAGAAGAAUCAUCAAGUGACUGACAAAUUUCGAAAAGUGGGCUGCUCAAAUGUUUACGGUCGGAAACGUGGGCGUGUGGGCAUUUUGAACGUAAAUCAAUGGAGAAACACACAAAAAGUAAUUGAAUGGUUUGGACAACCUCGUUCCCAGGGCUUUCGGUUGAGGACGAGGGGCGAGACGAGAAUCCCCUGGUCUGGGCCGGUCAAUUUUGCAUUCUGAUUGGCUAACACCAUAUUGUCUAAAAAUAGCAGAACUUGACAGUUAAUAAUGACAAUUCAACAUAAAUUUAUAAUUGUUGUGUACGAGUAUAUUUUGCAAAAUAAUCUUUCAAAGGAAGAAGUUUUCAGUUUUCCCGACUGCAUGAUUUACUUUCGCAUAGGCUGGUUACAAAACUCAAAAGCCGUGUCGACGUGACUGUGAUGUUUCCUGACAAAACAAGAAACGUCUAUAUACUAUUGAGCUGUAGUUUUCCUUGUACUGCAUUUAUAAUAUAGUGCAGAUGUCUGAUGAAAUACAACGCUUUUUGCACUGUAGUAAUACUUUAAUUUACAAUAUUCUUUAAUUUACAAUAUAUAUAUAUAUAUAUAUAUAUAUAUAUAUAUAUAUAUAUAUAUAUAUAUAUAUAUAUAUAUAUAUAUAUAUAUAUAUAUAUAUAUAUAUGGAAUCUUUGUCUAUUAUAAUUUGAAGAAAUGCGGAGUGUACGUUUUUGUGAGCAAAUAUAGAGCUGACAAAGCCAAUGAAGACAUCCGAGGGUUGCGGCAUCCAUGUAUUUCUACACCUGACUGUUACGCAAACCGAAUCUCCGCAAUGUUUAAAUUUCCUGGCACGCAACAUCGUACCCAGGGCAUUUUGCUUCCGAUCAGCGAAAAUGGCCUUGGCAUCGGCUGGUCACAUGACCUCAAAAUCUCCAGUAUUUCGGGUGUUCAAUUAUGAUAAUUCAACAUAUCCCGUAAUAUUGAUGACUUUUAAACAUAACUUAAUAAGUAACUAAACUAAACAAAACAAAACCGCUUCAGCGUUUGUUUUAUAUAAAUCGUGUUUAAUAUGAGCAAUAUUAAAUUGUGAUAUUCGUAUCACAAUCUUUAUUUGACCACGGUUAAUAGACCUAGAUUUGACUAUAACGCUGUACGUUUCUUGAAAUCAACGAUGUGUAAACAACGCAUGUGAGAAAUGUAUGUUGAACCGAAGCAAAUACUCGUCUAUACAAAAUGUACAAAGACUUAAUUUCGACCAAAUUGUUUUGUGAUGUAUUGUCUUUCCCUAGUUCAUGCUGUAUCUCAAGCGAAAUGUCAAAAAUCUUAUUUGCUCAAUACUUUUAUAGCCCUUCAUGAACUAAUUAUAAAUUUGUCACUCCACUCUCGUUCCACCAAAAUAAUAAUUAUUCCCAGAAUAAUAAUUAUUCCCACAUUCAAAAUCAUUGACCAAUCAGGUUGCAAAACAGACCAGCCGAAGCAAAAAGCUCUGGGUACGAGGUUGCCUGGCACGGGCUAUCCAACUUUAUCUGAUGAUUAACAUAACUUUAUCCGACAAAACUACAUGAUUGUGCUUUUCGCACAACGAAAGUUACAGAAAAACGUGAAAUCGAGCAUUUAAAUCCUGACUGAACACUUAUGCAACCAUUUGCAUAAGUGAUCAGUUCCUCCCUUCCUCCUUUCUUAAAUUAUGUGCAUGCAUCAGGUCACUUUACUAAAAAUUCAGUUCAUGCUGAAACUGUAUUGCCAGUGUAUUGCCAUUUUCCUUUCAUUUUUUUCAUUUGAAAAAGAUUCAAAUUUUCGUGGAAUUUUAAGUUGAAUUCAGGACCGUUUAGCGAAGGGGUAUUGGGGGGGGGGGAGUUAUCCCCCACCCCAACUUUUUUGGAAUUAACAUAUUCGGUUGGCCAUUCGGAAAAUUACGGCAAUAAUAAUAUAACAAAAUUUUUGUUGUUAAAAAAGCAGAGAAAAUAUAGUGUACAUUGUCAGUAUAAACUGAUUUCCGAAAUCAUGGCAUUUAUAUGGAUAACAUCUAACAUGGUAAAUGAUUUUCGAUUUAUUACUUCUCAGGGCCGUAGCAAACGGGGGAGGGGCUGGGGGGGGGGGGGCUGCAGCCCUCCCAAUAAUUUGCUAAUAUAAUCAUUCUUUUUCAAAAUCAUGCAGACCUUUAUCAUUUAAAUAAUAUACCUGACAAUUGAUUAUUUUAAGCGGCUACAAUAUCCAUGACAAACUGCAAAGUAUCAUAUUACCCAUACUUUCCUGUAUGCAACUUCUCCAAUAUAUAGUUAAUUAAAUACGCCUUCGAUUCGCCCAUUUAAUACUACUAAAUUGUAAGCAAACUGUAAAUUUCGACAUACUAAAACGCUGUUUUCUGACCAUCAGAAUUCUCUCAAAACUUCCCUAAAGUCCAGGAAAUGGCAUUUCGGAGACUCUAAAUUAAAACAUUUCCUUCGGCCCUCCAAUCAAAAAGAGCUUCCAACGGCAUUGCAUGCUUCUGUGAUAUGUCUGUGCGUGAAGUAUGCGUAUUUUUGUUUGUUUCGUCUUCAUUUUCCGGAUAGUAAACACCUUCGUGGCUUCGUAUCCCAUGAAAUAUUCGGAAAUUGUUUUCGUCAUUCGGAUAUUUUUGGCCUACACCCCCCAACUACACAUGCUAGCUACGGCCCUGGUUGAAUUAAAAAUGCAUGAAAGGAAAGAGUACUUUUCUGAUUCAUGAUUUCUUUCUUUUUUCCAAAGAAGAAAUGCUUAAAGUGCUACACCCUUUGCUGCAUCAAAGGAUCAAACUGCAAGAACAGUUACCAGCAGUGCUUGCAAAAUGA